AUGGCGGACGCACGAACACUGCUACGGCAGCAAAGAGCUGCACGCGAAGAGACGAGGAGGGCCCAAAAGCAGUCGGCGGCUCCAGCAGCAGCGCCUGCUUCUAAGAAAAGGAAGGCAACCAACGAUGGCACAAAGGACAAGAAGAGAACGCGUACAGAAGUGGCAGCCGGCGUACCAGCAGGAUUCUUCGAUGCUGGCGCGGAGCAAGAAGAACCUCAAGUGCAAGACGAGGUCGAGGCAGCACCAGAACCACCGCCAGCAGGACCACAAAAGCCCGGCCCUACGCCACUCGAUUCUACUGCUGAGGCUGAGCUCGAUGCCUUCCUGACCGAAAUGAACAAGGAGCCUAAGCCUCAACUGAAACACAACUACGCCUCGGGCGCAGUGAUAGAAUCCGCGCCAAUGACUGCUGCUGAACUUGCUGCACAAGCCAGGGAAGAGCAGAGCGCACAACGCGCGCGAAGGGACGAGGACAUGGAAGCUGAAAAGGAGGAGGCAGCCAGGGCGCUUGAGGACGAGUUUGAGGAGAUGGAAGGGUUAGAUGAGCGGGUCAAGAAGCUGCGAGAACAGCGGGAGGCACUGCGAACUCAGUCUGCUCAGCUGCCAGCACAGACAGAACCAGUACCGGUACUACCACAAGCAAACGACGAGGAGAGCGAGUCUGAAGACGAAGACUGGGACGACUGGCGGUUCCGUCCCGCGUGA
Molecule: messenger RNA, 705 nt
Organism: Didymella exigua CBS 183.55
Lineage: Eukaryota; Fungi; Ascomycota; Dothideomycetes; Pleosporales; Didymellaceae
Exons: 1
Coding region: 1-705 (234 amino acids)
Source: RefSeq, a predicted model, not a curated record